Molecule: messenger RNA, 4279 nt
Organism: Mytilus californianus (California mussel)
Lineage: Eukaryota; Metazoa; Mollusca; Bivalvia; Mytilida; Mytilidae
Product: choline O-acetyltransferase-like
Exons: 14
Coding region: 216-2324 (702 amino acids)
Biological process (GO): neuromuscular synaptic transmission; acetylcholine biosynthetic process
Cellular component (GO): neuron projection; cytoplasm
Molecular function (GO): choline O-acetyltransferase activity
Source: RefSeq, a predicted model, not a curated record
GUUUAAGAGAUUAACCAAUGUUUUCUGUUGUCAGGAAUAAUUUAUUUAUCUUAUUUAGAAAAAAAACAUCAAUAAAUGAAUUAAGGCAUUGUAGGAGUAAAAGUUAUUGUGUAGAAACAUUCGUCCUAUUAAACGAUGGUACAACAAAAAACAAACCUAAACUGAUUGAAAGCAUAUAUAUGGUGUAAAGGUAGCUUAUUUGUAACAACGGAAUCAUGUCUUCUUCACAUGUAAGAGAGUACAUUAAACGUGUGGCAUCCAUUGACCAGGAACAAUAUCCAGAAUGGAAUUUACAGAAACCAUUACCAAAACUGCCUGUUCCCGAUCUCAGUAGAACAUUAGAAAAAUAUAUAGAAAUCACACAACCAAUUUUAACGCCAUCUCAGUAUGCUAAAACGAAAGACAUUGUACGAGACUUUGGAAAACUUGGAGGAGAAGGAGAAUUUUUACAAACGAAACUUAAAGAAUAUUCUGAAACUAAAGAUAACUGGGCAUACAAUUGGUGGUUAGAUGACAUGUACAUGAAAGUGCGAUUACCACUGCCUAUCAGCUCUAAUCCAGGGAUGGUGUUUCCUAAACAGCAUUUUUUAGACAGAGCUCAACAGCUAAGGUAUGCCUCAAGAUUGAUUUCUGGCAUCUUGGAUUACAAAACCAUCAUUGAUGCACGUGGAUUACCUAUUGACAGAGCUAGACACAAAGAAAAGGGACAACCACUAUGCAUGGAACAAUAUUACAAAUUAUUUACAUCAUACAGAAUCCCUGGUGUGAAGAAAGAUUCUUUAAUAUCAAACCAUACAAACUUAAUGCCAGAACCUGAACAUAUCAUUGUUAUAUGCAAAAAUCAGUUCUUUGUGUUGGAUGUUAUAAAUAAUUUUACCAGACUGAGUGAGGGCGAUCUGUACACUCAGCUAGGCAGAAUAUAUAAAAUGGCGGAGGAAAACGCAGCCAAAGCCGAACCAAUCGGUAUUCUUACCGCGGCUUACAGAGAUCAAUGGUCGAUAGCAAGGGCAAAGCUAAUGGAAGAUUCAACAAAUCGUGAUUCCUUAGAUGCAAUAGAAAGGUGUAUAUUUGUACUGUGUUUAGACAAAGGUAUUCCAUUAUUAUUUAAUCAUCAGAACAGUAUAGAUGAAACAAAUAAAAAUAUAAGAGAUGAUGUUUCUCUUGCCUUCCAAAUGUUGCAUGGCAUGGGAACAAACCUAAAUGGUGCAAACCGUUGGUACGAUAAAACUAUGCAGUUUGUGAUAUCUGAGGAUGGUGCUUGUGGACUGAACUAUGAACAUUCGCCGUCAGAAGGAAUAGCAGUUGUUCAAUUGAUAGAACACCUACUUAGUUAUAUGGAAGAGGUGCGAGCAAAAAGACUCGUCCGGAUGAAUUCCGUUUGUGAACUCGCUAGUCCAAGGAAAUUACAAUGGAAAGUAUUUCCAGAAAUCGUUGAUUCUUUUAACGUAGCUUCAAAACGUUUAGAUAGUAAAAUAGAGGAUCUUGAUCUUUACAUACUAAGAUUUGAAGAAUUUGGAAAAGAGUUCCCAAAGUCAAUGAGUAUGAGUCCAGAUUCCUUUAUACAACUAUCUUUACAAUUAACAUUUUACAAAAUUCACAAAAAACUUGUGUCUACCUAUGAAAGUGCAUCAACUCGUCGCUUCAGACUUGGCAGAGUUGAUAACAUAAGAGCCAAUUCUCCAGCAGCGCUUGAAUGGGUUAAAGCCAUGAUAGGAGAAGUGUUGGUGUCUGAUAUGGAGAAAAUGGUACUUUUACGCAAAGCUAUGCAAAAACAAACCGAAAUCAUGACUGAGAAUAUUUUGGGCCAAGGAACAGAUUGCCACCUUCUUGGUUUAAGAGAAAUGGCAGUAGAGUUAGGACGUCCUGUUCCAGAAUUAUUCCUUGAUGACGGGUUUAGGAUUGCCAACCACUUUUCACUAUCAACGAGUCAGGUUCCAACUACUAUGGACGCAUUCAUGUGUUAUGGACCCGUUGUACCGGAUGGAUACGGUGUGUGUUACAAUCCACACCCUCACAAUAUUCUUGUUUGCAUCACAUCUUUUAAAAGUCAUUCGGAAACAAGAUCUGAUUAUUUUGCAUAUACAUUAGAAAGCAGUUUCCUUCAAAUGCAGGAACUCUGUUUGAAAACGUCGGAAGCAGCACGUCCACUGCAGGCCGUACAAGAAAAUUCACAUCAUACUCAAAAUACUACAGACAUGCGUAACGGAAGUGUUACUCGAUUACAUAAUGGAGAUUGUCAUGGAUCUCCUAGUAGAAGUCCUAGACAUUUAUCCAGAUCAAAACGAGUUGGAAGUUCAAGUAAUGAAAUUAAGACUCCAAAAUAGAGUUAUGAAAUGAAAGCAUAAAUUGUCUACCAUAGCAUCAUUGAUACUAAAUGUAUUUGUUAAAUGUUAAUAGGGGAUUUUGUAAAAAAUGAUUUAAUAAAUGUUAAAAAAAAGUUUGAAAAUACAAUGUACCAGUAUUCACUAUUGAUAAAAUAUGAAAAGAGACGCAGGGACAUGUCCAUUUUGAGUAAUCAAUCAGAAUUAAUGUUUUGAAUUAUUCAUAAGACAAAGAAAGUUGCACUCAACUUCUCGUCAAUGGAAUCUUAUAUUUUCUGUAUUGAGUAAGUAUGAGUUCAGCGUUCAUACGAAUGCUAUUUACAGAAAACAACAGAUUCUUCAAUAUUACUGGGGUUUAAUUUUUAAAUAGCAUAUAAGAAAAAAAAAUACAUGCAUUCAAGGCUUUAAAAAAUGCAAACCUACAAUUUUUCUUUUAUCUAAGACGAAAAUAUUGGUUUUACGACUUGUAGUGUUACAAUCAUUAGAGAAUGUAGAUAUUUCUUUGUUAUACUAUAAUAAUCUGUGAUUUUCCAUCUGAUGAAUGUUUUGUUGUUUAAUGGACUUACGUUAAAUUUACUGACGACUGUGAUAAGUACAUAUUAAUAGGCAUAUUUAUCCUCUUCCGUUCUUUACGACACAACACAAAUUAGAUACACACUUUUUUAUGGUGUAUUAAAUAACAAGAAAGAUUUUUAAUAUACUUCUCUAUUAUAUGACAUAUAACGUCAAAUACGGAGUACAAUGGUUACAAAUAGAAUAGAUAAUAACACACAAUAUAUAAUAGCUUCCAGUCAAGUUGCUCUUUGACAAACACCGAAAUGUAUAACUCUUACAUGUAAUUGUUUUGGUACGUACGAAGCGCUUUUCUGGAACUACCUUUAUUAAGAACUCUCAAACGAAAAUAACCAUACAAAGAAUAGUUAAAUCCUGUAAGGUCAACAUUGCCCUUAGGAGUAUGUUAAAUGUUAUAGCAUAUAAUAGAAAAGCAAAUAAAAUACAAAUUAUUCAAUGUUUGAUACAAUUUAGGGGUAAUCAAAUUGCAUACAACAUACCAUCUCACUAAAUGCAUGGUCUUUUUUUUUAUAACACAUAUUUCUGGUAAACUAAAUAUAAAGACAAAAGGCAAAAGUCUUGUUAGGUUAAUCUGUUGCUAACUUAAAUAAUAUUGAUUUUGUAGUUUUCUUAAAACAAAUCAAACUAUAGUUAACAAUUGUGUACAGUGAAAUUUGAAAAUCCUAUUAUUUGGUAUGUGUGAUUGUCUAAACUAUGAUCAUUGAUUUAUGUGCUACAAUUUGUGAUUUUCGAAACAAAUAAGACAAAAGGUUACCGAUUCAGAAUUUCUUAUUAUCUAAAUUUGCCUAUACAUGCUUUGUUGUACAUUUUUACCUACAUGAAAACACAAGAUCUGUGUGUGAUUUGCAAGUUUUUGGGACAAAGGAAGAAGAAUACUUUGCCGCUUUUGUACUCCUACCAAAUGACCAAACAUGUAAGAUUCAACUCAAAGUCAUAAUUUUAGGUAAAUUCGCCAUUUCAGUGAAUUAAAAAAAGGGGACAGUCAAACUCAUAGAUCUGUCAUAACUGUCAUUGCAUAUCUGUAUAUAACCCACGAAAAAGAUUAUUCUAACCAAAACUACAUUUUUUCUGAUUCUUUUAAUUUAAGUAUCGAUUUGACUGCAGCAUGCAACUUUUAAAUGUAAAUUUUGGCCAUGGCGUUGUCAGUUUGUUUUCGAUCUAUGAGUUUGACUGUCCCUCUGGUAUCUUUCGUCCCUCUUUUAAAUAAUUAUUUUGGAUUGUGAUCGAUAUUAAUUAUUGCAAAUGAAUGUGGAUUUUGUAGUUUACAGAAUUUUAUGGGUUUAUCUGGUGGAUGGUGAACAAUUCAUAUUCGAUAUACAAUGUAUAUUGUUAGACAAUGUUAUUUAUUAGAUUUAUUAAUAAAAAAAAUGCCUCGUGGAUGUUUA